AUGUUGGAAAGUCUGGUCGCCAAUCUCCUCAAUCGAUUCUUGGGCAUGUACGUCAAGAACUUCGACCCCAAGCAGCUCAAUGUAGGCAUCUGGUCGGGCGACGUCAAGCUGCGCAACCUUGCACUGAGGAGAGAGGCUCUGGAUCAACUGCACCUGCCAAUUAAUGUGGUAGAAGGCCACCUGGGUGAACUGACCCUGUCCAUACCAUGGUCCAAUCUGAGAGGAAAGCCCGUCAAGGUCAACAUCGAGGAUGUCUUUCUGCUCGCCGCGCCUAAAGAGGAAGAUGACUACGAUGCCGAGGAGGAGGACAAGCGGGCGGUAGCCGUGAAACUGGAAAAGCUGGAGAGUGCCGAGCUUCUCAAGGAGCGCAAUACCGAGGCCAUGAGCCCAGAGGAACAGCAGAAGAGUCAAAGCUUCACGCAGAGCUUUGUCACAGCCAUCGUCGACAACCUGCAAGUCAGCAUCAAAAAUGUCCACAUCCGGUACGAAGACUCCAUUGCGACGCCGGGCCACCCGUUCGCCGUGGGCCUCACCCUGAAGGAAAUGAGCGCCGUCUCUACCGAUGCGGACUGGCAGCCGACCUUUAUCCAGUCCACCUCGGGGACCACUCAUAAAUUGGCCGUUUUGAAUUCGCUGGCUCUCUAUUGGAACAGUGACGCAGACCUGUUCGGCACCGGCAAGGGCGGUGACGUUGGCGCCGAGGCACAGGAAAUCGACAAGGAUGAGCUGAUACGCCGCUUCCGAGCAGGUAUAGAAGACACAGGCCACUCACAGUAUCUGCUCAAACCCGUCAGCGGUCGGGCCGGGAUUGAGCUGGACAAGACGGGUCGCGCAGACAAACCGAAGACGAAGGCGCGACUACUCUUCCAGGAGCUCGGAUUCAUCAUUGAUGAUGAACAAUACCGCGACGCGCUGAUGCUCGUAGACCUUAUGCACUACUUCGUUCGCCAUCACGAGUACAAGAAGGAUGCGCCAAAGGAGAGCCCCAAAGAAAAUCCUCGAGCGUGGCUCAAAUUUGCUGGAAACGCCGUUCUGACCAAGAUUCACGACCGGAACAGGAAGUGGACGUGGGAGUAUUUCAAGGAACGCAGGGACACCCGACGCAAGUAUAUUGAGCUGUUCAAGAAAAAGAAAAAGGAGCAAAAGUUUACCGAGCAAGAAACAAAAGAAAUGGCCCAGCUGGAGCACGAUCUGAGCUAUGAGGAUCUGCGAUUCUGGCGGUCGCUGGCACGUACCCAACUCCGGAAGGAGAAUGUCGGUGUCAAGAAACCCGCCCAAAAGCAGACAUGGUCCUCGUGGAUCUGGGGCUCCAAGCCUGAACAGGCCCCGGAGAAUGACGAGGAUGCAGGCAUGACUGAAGAACAGCGCAAGGAGCUCUACAACGCUAUUGACUGGGACGAGAAGAAAGCGAUCGCCGAGAGCGUCGAUCUGCCCCGAGAGAGUGUCAAACUUGAAGUAGAAUCGAGUCUCAGGACUGGCAGCUUCACCUUGAAACGCGAUCCUCACGGUCAAGAGACCGAGGUUCUCAAACUGGUCUUCGACAACUUUAGGGCAAAGGCACUUCAAAGACCCGACUCUUUCCUGGCUGAUCUAGCACUGGGGGGCUUUCGUGUCUACGAUGGUACGACGGAAGGCACCUUGUUCCCACAAAUUGUCAAGGUCAAAGGGGUAGAAAAUCAGCCCAAGGAUGAAGUACAACAAAAUGACACGGAAAGUUUCGACGAUGAAGCAGAGGCAGAAAGCGCAAGUGCAGAGAAAGAGGAGCAGGCGGAAGACAGCUUGUUCCACCUUGUCUUCGAAAACAAUCCUCUUGAUGGAAGCGCCGACACCAAAGUCGAUUUGAAGCUCAAGAGUCUCGAGUUCAUCCACAAUCCCAAGUUCGUGGUCGAGAUUGUCAAAUUUUUCAAGCCCCCGGAACGACAGAUGGAAUCCAUUGGCGCUCUGCUCGAGACUGCAGGUGCCACAGUGGAAGAGAUUCGUCAACAGACGCGUGCAGGCCUUGAGUUCGCAUUGGAAGAGCACAAGACCAUCAAUGCAAAUCUGGACAUCCAUGCCCCUAUCCUCAUUAUCCCUGAAAGCAUUACGGAGAAGAGCACACUCUGCAUGAUUCUCGAUGCAGGUCAUGUCAGCCUCAACAGCGAACUCGUCGACAAGGAGACAAUGCGGGAUAUUCAUGCCAAACAAAAGCAGAAAUACACCGAAGAAGAUUACAGACAGCUUGAGGGCUUGAUGUAUGACAAAUUUCACCUGAAACUCGAAUCAACACAGGUUCUAAUUGGACCCGGCAUUGAAGAGACGAGAGCGCAGCUGGAAGCAGAAGACGACUCGCAUAACAUGCACAUCAUCGACCGCAUAAACAUGGCCUUCCUCCUGGAGAACUCAAUCAUACCGAAAGCUCCCGACAUAACAAAGGUCCGCAUCUCCGGAACGAUGCCUGUUCUCCACGCCUCCCUAUCAGACAAGAAAUAUAAGAAUCUUAUGAGGCUAAUAGAGGUUGCUGUUCCGAAAUUUGACACGCCAGAGACCGAGGCAAAUGGCAGCAUCGUUGAGUCGCGGCCGCAGAAAUCUGUCGAAGACCAGGCAUCGAAGAGGAAAUCUGUACAACUGCUCGAAGCUAAGGAUAUACCAAUUAUCGAACACGACUCAGAUUCAGAAGACGCUUCUCCCGACAGGCGCCAGCGGACCAAGCCCGAAACACCCGCAAAUAUACACCAGCGCAACUUUGAAAUCAACUUCACGGUCGAAAAACUGCAGGCAUCGUUGUACAAAGCCGAUCCGGAUGGCAAGAAGCCAGACCGGCUGUUGGUCGAACUGGUGGCGGAGCGUUUCUAUUUCGAUUUCUAUCUUCGCCCCUACGAUAUGGUGGCCGAAGUGCUGCUGCGUUCCCUAAGUGUCGACGACCACAUUGAAGAGGAACCACUGCCCGAAUUCAAGCAGAUCAUCUCCUCCAAGGGCUUUAACGCAGAAGAAGGAAAAGAUUUGCUCAACGUCAAAUUUGUCAAGGUCAAUCCUGACUCGCCUGAAUUCCAAUCUACCUACGAGGGCAUUGCUACCAACCUUGAUGUUGCCGUGUCUACCAUCAAUGUGAUUGUCACAAGAAGGACGCUGCUCACUUUGCUGGAUUUUGUUCUUACCACGUUCACGAGUCCCGGGGAUCAGCAACCGAUACAAAAAGAGACAGACGAACCGGGAGAGAGAGUCGGUGACCCUCAACCAGCAAAGGCCCAGGCAGACAAGAUUAGAAUCAAAGCCCAGUUGAGCAGCAUUGCGCUGAUUCUAAACAAUGAUGGCGUGCGGCUUGCGACACUCUCCCUGAACUCUGGUGACGUUGGAGUCUUCCUGGACGCCGGCACAAUGCAGGUCAAGGCAAGAUUAGGGAGUCUCUCGCUGGUCGACGAUAUCAACGAGGGUGCACCCGAGAAUUCACCAUUGCGUCGGUUAAUUGCCAUUGAAGGAGAUGAUCUAGCAGAUUUCAAGUAUCAGACCUUCGACUCUUCCCGCAAGGACUAUCCAGGAUAUGAUUCGGGAAUCUACCUUCGGUCAGGAUCCAUUAAAGUCAACUUCCUAGAGGAGCCAUUCCGCAAGAUCAUGGAGUUCGGGGUCAAAUUUGGGAAGAUGCAAGCCAUCUUCAACGCAGCCAGACAGGCGGCAGCCAACCAAGCUACACAGGUUCAAGAAAGUGCGCAGAAGAUGCACAUCGAUAUCGUCAUCAAGACACCAAUCGUCGUUUUCCCUCGAGCCAUGGUCGAAGACCGACCUCGUGAUCUCAUCACUGCGUACCUUGGCGAGAUAUAUGCGAACAACAAAUUUGUCGGUGUCCAAGGUCAAAAGAGCGGUCCUCUCGUCAAUAAGUUGGCGGCUGGCAUCAGACACAUUCGGUUAACCAGCGAGUUCCACCACAGCGAUGGCAAGUCCCAGGAGCUGGAAAUGAUUGACAAGGUCGAUCUUGACUUCAAAAUUCGAUAUCUUGAGCACCAGGUGGGGAUUGAAAGACCAGAUCUUGAAAUCGAUGGAUCUAUGUCGCCGAUGAAUCUGAGGGUUUCCCACACUCAAUUCAAAUUCCUGAUGGAACUGUCAAAAACCAUUCCAGCAGCUUUUGCGACAGAAGACGAAAGCGAAGAGGACAUUGCCGAGGAGUUGCCAUCAUCCACGACAGAAAGCGCAAAGGCCGCUGAGCCCGAGACUACCACGUCCGAAUCGCUUGCUAAGCCCUCAUACCAGGGCCCCGAGCUUGGAAAUGGUGAAGAAACAUGGACCAAACUGAACCUUGUAUUCAAAGCACCAAUGAUCGCUCUGGAACUGAUCCUCGCCGACGAAGACGAACCCAUUGAGAACCUCGAGGCAGCUAGCCUCUCGAAAUUCUCCAUAAACGAGACGAACGUCAAGCUUAGGAUGAUCAGCGACGGCGCUAUGGAGGCUGAGCUUGUGAUACACUCUUUCACCGUCCGCGACAGCCGAACAAGAGAAACCAACAAAUUCCGGAAGAUAAUGUCUCUGAUCAACAACGAUGUGCAGCAACAGUUCAUGGCGAGUCUGUCGAUUACUGGUGGGCAAGAACGCCACAUGAUUGUCAUGCUUACGAUUGACAGCCCCCGGGUUAUUGUCGCUUUGGAUUACAUUUUUGCACUUCAGGCUUUCGCAAAUACGGCGUUACAGUCCGACGGGCCGUUACCUAUUGCAGAAGUGGACGAUUUGACUGAAAGCAGCGAUGCAAGCCUCGAUGGUGAACAAGGCCAGAGAGAAACUGGGGCUCAGGAAGCCGAAUCAGCCGGUCAACCAUCUAUGACUGUAUCAUUUCGACUCAACGUCGUGGAUGCGCAAGUCAUUCUCAUCGCAAAUCCCACCAUAUCUAACACCGAGGCCAUUGUACUCGGUACCAAAGAAGUCCUCGUAUCCAAACAAAACGCGAUGACGCUGCAGGUCAGCAAAGUCGGUAUGUUUUUGUGCCGCAUGGAUCGCUUCGAGACGAGCCGUCUUCGAAUUCUCGACGAUUUCAGCGUACAAAUGUCCAUGGAGAGCCGGAGUCAAGGCAAAGACUCGUCUUUAACGUCGAUUCACGUUGAUGUAGAGCCUCUGGUUCUCCGUCUGUCACUUCGUGACAUCUUGCUGGCGAUGCAGAUUGUCAGCAAGGCUUCGUCCACAACCCCACAACCGAAAAUUCAAGAAGACACGGAGCCAAAGAAGCUCAAAGACGUGAAAGCAUCCUCCAAGGCCCCUUCUACGAAGCGCAAGUCGAUAGCCGGGCAGUCCACAGCAGCACAGAGAUCGAAAAGAUCCAAGUCAGUCUCGAAAUCGACCAAAUCUGGAUUGCAACAACAGCCUACAAGGUCGGUGGUCCUGAGCCGGGAAGAGAUGACUGCGCAAAUCGAAGGAAUUCGGGUUAUAUUGAUUGGAGACAUGCACGAACUUCCCUUGCUGGACUGGAGCGUGAAGAAAUUUAAUGUCGAUGUCCGCGACUGGUCCAGUUCUUUGACAGCCGAUACCAAGAUCAAUACUUUCAUCAACGUAUACAAUUUCUCAAAGUCCGCGUGGGAGCCCCUGAUCGAGCCUUGGAACCUAGGAUUUCACAUGGCCAAACAACUCCAUCCCGAGGUGCUGUCCAUGGAGCUGUAUUCACACAAGAAUAUGGAAUUGACCAUCACGUCCGCCACAAUUGCACUUGCUUCUAAAUCUUUCAACUUUCUCUCUACGGACGAAGACAUCCUGUCAAAGCCGCGCGUGGCAGAUGCGCCGUAUCGAAUCCGCAAUUACACUGGAUUCGACCUCAGCAUCUGGGCAGAUGAGAAGAGCGAAAGUGCGGCUGCAGCCAAACUCACCGACGGCGAAGAAUAUGCCUGGCGAUUCGAAGACGCAACAUCCAUGCGUGAGAGUCUUUCGCCGGAAGGUAAUGCCGGCCUGGUGGGUGUCAAGCUUGAGGGCAGUGGAUUUGAUAGCGUCGUCCGGAUUCCAGUCAUCCGCGAAGGAGAAACCCUGUACAACCUCAAGCCGAGGAAGGAUGGUGUUCAACACCGGAUGCUUGUCGAGGUGCGACUGGGGGCUGACAACGUCAAAUACAUUACUUUCCGCUCACCCCUCCUCGUCGAAAACAAAACUCAGAUACCCAUCGAGAUGGGCGUGUACAGUCCAGAGGAGGGACAUCUCCUCAAGAUAGAGAAGAUUCCUCCUGGUGAAGGCAAACCUGCUCCCGUGGGAGCAGCAUUUGUCCAUUCACUGGUCUUACGCCCUGACCAGGGAUUUGGAUACGGCUGGUCGAAUGAACGGCUGUUCUGGAAAGACCUACUCAGAAGACAAACGAGGGCCCUCACUUGCGAGUCAGAAGGCAGAGACGAGUCACCACCUUUCUUUUUCCAGAUGCACGCAUCAUACGAUGACAAAGAUCCCAUCACAAAGGUCUAUCCGCACAUGAGGAUCCAAGUCUCGGCACCCGUCGAAAUCCAGAAUUUGCUACCGUACGACUUCAAAUAUCGCAUCUAUGAUAAGAACACGAAAAAGGAUUGGACAAACUUCCUCCGCAAGGGUGGCGUGAGCCCGGUACAUGUCGUGGAGCUAUCUCACCUUCUACUACUGAGUGUUGAAGUGGAGGACGCCCCCUUCAAACAAAGCGACUUUGCGAUCAUUAACAGCGACACGCAGGAAGGAUUCCGCCGGGAGAAAGUACUGCAGCUGAAGGAUGAGAAAGGUGCCCAGUUGAGGCUAAAGCUUCACUAUACCAACAUCAAAGACAGCGGAGGAGCCUUCAGAGUGUCGGUGUACAGUCCCUACGUUCUUCUGAACAAAACUGGGCUUGACAUGAGCGUUCAGAGCAAGGCUUUUUUCGGGUCUUCCUCCAAAGCUUCAUCGCCCCAGGGCGCACGGACAAGUUCUGGAGAAGGAACAGCUCUGCCAAUGCUGUAUUCCUACGCUACCGAUGAUCGCAAGAACCGUUCUCUCCUCAAGAUUGGCGAUUCUGUAUGGAGCAAGCCACAAAGUUUCGACGCGAUUGGGAGUUCGUACGAGGUCGCUUUGCCCUCCGCCACCGGCAAGUCUGAGAUGCACGUUGGGGUAUCUGUGGCAGAAGGGGAAGGCAAAUACAGCUUGACGAAAGUUGUUACCAUUGCACCACGCUUUGUGCUCAAAAACAAGAUCGGAGAGGAUAUCGAACUCCGGGAACCUGGUUCGUCAGAAAUUUGGAAGAUGAAGAACAAUGAUCUCUUGCCCAUGUACUUUAUGCGACAAUCGUCCGAAAAGCAGCUUUGCCUGUGCUUCCCAGGAGUCAACAACCAAUGGUCGUCCCCAUUCAACAUGGCGAAUGUCGGCAUGACCCAUGUCAAACUCGCCAAACACGGCCAAAGACAAAGACUCGUCCGCGUCGAAAUCAUUCUCGAGGACGCUACCUUGUUCUUACACUUCAGCAUCGAGACGAAACACUGGCCAUUCUCGAUGAGAAAUGAGAGCGACACCGAGUUCUUGUUUUUCCAGGCCAAUCCCAAUCUCGGUGAGGAUGAAGAAGAAGACAAAGGAAGCGGCUGGAAGCCUAUCCGGUACAGGCUCCCUCCACGAAGUAUCAUGCCUUAUGCCUGGGACUAUCCUGCUUCGAAGAACAAAGAGCUCGUCCUCACCGCCAGAGGAAGGGAGAGGUACGUUAAGUUGGCAGAAAUAGGCAACUUGUUCCCAAUCAAGCUGCCACCGGACGACCGUGGUGGCGCGAUGAAAGUGAUCGACAUCAAUAUUGUCGCCGAUGGACCAACGCAGACGCUGGUAUUGUCCAAUUACAAACCGUCCCGGUCGAUGUAUCGACAGAAGACGGGCAUGACAACCGCGUCACAGACCAGCCUCAACCAAGGAUUUGAAGUCAAGCAGAUCGAAUCUGAGGUCAAUUUCAAGGCCGAGCUGCGACUGGCCGGCAUCGGAAUCUCCCUCGUCAACAGCAACCUGAAGGAACUCAUGUAUGUCACUUUCCGGGAGAUGGACCUCAAGUAUGGGGAUUCCAAGCUCUACCAAACAUUAAACUUCACCGUCAAAUGGAUACAGAUCGACAACCAACUGUACGGUGGGAUCUUCCCGAUCUUGCUGUACCCGAGCGUGGUGCCCAAAACUGGCAAGGAAAUGGAGGCGCAUCCCAUUUUCCACACGAUGGUCACGAGGGUCAAGGACGAUUCAUACGGUGUACUUUAUAUCAAAUAUGCCACGCUGCUCCUGCAGCAAAUCACGGUUGAGCUUGACGAAGACUUCAUCUUCGCCUUGCUCGAUUUUGUGAAAGUGCCCGGGGCGUCGUGGUCGGAAGAAAAGGAAGGAAAAUUGUGCGACGAGAGUCUCGAUGUCCCCGAGCCCACGCGAGAAGAACAGGGCCAAGACGUCUAUUUUGAGCUGCUGCACCUGCAACCCAUCCAGCUUGAUCUCUCUUUCGUCAGAACGGAACGUGUCAACGCCGAGGACACUUUCGUCAAUAGUCCGCUGAUGUUUAUCGUCAAUGUCAUGACCAUGUCAAUAGGCAAUGUCAAUGACGCUCCCAUCCGGCUCAACGCGCUGAUGCUUGAAAACGCGAGGAUAUCCGUUCCAGCCCUGAUCGCCAACAUUCAAAACCACUACACCCAGGAAGUGCUCCGGCAAGUGCACAUCAUUCUCGGAUCUGCCGACUUCCUUGGCAACCCUGUUGGAUUGUUCAACAACAUCAGCUCUGGGUUUGCCGACAUCUUCUACGAGCCGUACCAGGGCCUCGUGAUGACCGACAGGCCCCAGGAGCUCGGAAUCGGCAUCGCCAAAGGAGCCAGCAGUUUUGUCAAGAAAUCCGUCUUUGGCUUCAGUGACAGUAUGGCCAAGUUCAGCGGUUCCAUUUCCAAAGGUCUUGCCGCUGCCACGAUGGACAAGGAGUUCCAAGAUCAGAGACGAAUGUCAAAGAGUCGGAAUCGACCUAAACAUGCCUUGUACGGCGUCACUGCCGGGGGAAAUGCCUUUGCCGCAAGUAUGGCCAGCGGUAUCGGAGGCCUAGCACGCCAUCCUCUAGAAGGUGCCGAGAAGGAAGGAGCUUUGGGCUUUGUCAAAGGGGUCGGAAAGGGCUUCCUGGGUUUGGCCACCAAGCCUGCCAUCGGCGCCUUCGACCUCGCCUCGAACGUGGCCGAAGGAGUCCGCAACACGACGACGGUCUUCGACUCGGAGGGCCUGGACCGUGUUCGCCUGACUCGCUUUAUCGGUAUGGACGGUAUUGUGCGGCCAUAUUCGCAACGCGAAGCCCUAGGGCAGUUCUGGCUCAAGACCUGCGACGACGGGCGGUACUUCAACGAAGAAUACAUUGCGCACUUGGAGCUUGAGGGCGGCGACAUGAUGGUGAUGAUCACCUAUGACCGCAUCUUGAUGAUACGGACCAAGAAGCUGCGCAUGGAAUGGGACAUCAAACUGACGGACGUGCAAACCAUCAGCAAGGAGAGGACGGGGAUGAGCAUUGGUUUGAAAGGAGGGGCAAACGGACCUUUCAUUCCGGUGGCGGACGAGGGCAGCAGGAACUGGCUGUACAAACAGAUUGCUAUUGCUGUGAACGCAUUUAACGACAAGUAUAACGCAAAAGGAUGA
Messenger RNA from Fonsecaea erecta, 9546 nucleotides. RefSeq lists its product as hypothetical. The transcript is spliced from 2 exons. Gene Ontology annotation, biological process: protein targeting to vacuole; mitochondrion organization; protein retention in Golgi apparatus. Gene Ontology annotation, cellular component: extrinsic component of membrane. The record is from RefSeq and is a predicted model, not a curated record. The coding region runs from base 1 to 9546 and encodes 3181 amino acids. NCBI's taxonomy places the organism in Eukaryota, Fungi, Ascomycota, Eurotiomycetes, Chaetothyriales, Herpotrichiellaceae.